GCAUACCUCUGGGUGAGGCAGUCGCUGAGGCCAACCGACGGCCGGCACCGAAACAAAUCGAGCCUCAGCACCCGUCGAAGGACAAGGAAGAUGAUCGCGGCUGGUUUCUCCAACAGCAGGCCCAGUCGGUGCAGCUCAGAUCUUUGCAGCUGAAUGAACGCGCGAUCAGCCUUUGCGAGCGUGCGCGCACCGCCCAAGCGGCAGCCCCCAGGAGGUUUUCGCGCGAAAGCCUGGGCCGCGACUCUGCCGUUGCUAACAUGGCGGCGGCUGAAUACAAGGGUCCCGUUCAGCGCCUGCGGAAAUCUCUCUUCGCCAAGCUUUGUGCGGAGAAGGCCCAGCUGCCGCGAAAGCCCGUCAAGCGGACGGAUCAUCUCGCUUUGGAUAGGGGUGCUUUGGAUCUGACUGGCGAAGUGCGCCCGUCGGAGAUCGACACCCCCACCUUCGGCAACCGCAGCUCCUUUGGUGUGGCUGUGGCGUCCUCCGGUUCAGUCGACAGCGUCGACGGGGCUGCUGCCAGCGGGGAAGACGAGCGAUUGCUGAUGCCGCCACCGUCCAUUGUGCCAGACAAGAAACGAGGAGGCAGCGCAGCGGCGGCAUCGGGCGGCAGUCUGGCCGCAGGCAGCGCAGGCGGACUCUUUGGCAUGAGCGGUCUCUUCUCAUCCGCCGGAGAGGCGCCUCCUGCAGAUGGGGCUGCUGGGGGCCUUCUCGGCAGCUCUUUGGGAUCCUCACUGUUCAGCGCGGGUGUCGCGCCGGCGGCAGGGGUCGAAGGAGGCAAAGCCACUGCCGAAGCCGCUGCUGGGGCAACCGCAGGUGCACCAGCCGAGAUUCGCGAGGCGUACAGGGAGCGGAUGAUCAAGAUCUAUCAGCAGCACAAUCCCAGCAAGCUGAAUGAGAUUGACACGCUCAUGGCCAAGUAUCUAGGCAACGAGCACACGAUGUACCUGAAGAUCUGCAACAAGUACAAAGUCCAGCCAGAGCCAGAGAUCAAGCCUGCGGCAGCCGCAGGCCUCACGUCUGCCUCGGCUGCUCCGGCAGCCUCCGCCGCCAGCUCCGGCGGUGGCCUCUUCGGCAGCGCAGGUGGGAUGAGCAGUGGGGCGUCUCUCUUCGGAGCGCCGUCGUCUGGAGGUGCUUCGAGCCUAGCUGCCUCGUCCGGCGGACUCUUUGGCGCGCCGUCGGCAGCCCCCGCAACCGGACCUGUUGAUGUGAAGCAGGCGUAUCGCGAGCGGAUGAUCAAGAUCUACCAGCAGCACAACCCGAGCAAAGUGAACGAGAUCGACACUCUGAUGGGCAAGUACGUCGGCCAGGAGCACACCAUGUACCUAAAGAUUUGCAAGAAGUACAACGUGCAACCCGAGCCGGAGAUCUCCCAGAAUGCUGGCGCGCUAUCUGCCGGCCUCGGGAACACGGGAGGCGGCCUGUUUGGCGGCGGUGGAGCUGCGCCUUUCGCCGCGGCAAGUUCAGGGCUCUUCGGAGGCGGCGUUUCCUCGACCUUCGGUGCGCCGCAAACAUCAGGAGGAGGUCUCUUUGGCGGUGGUGCUGCAGCUUCUCCCUUCGGCGCAAGCUCAGGAGGCGGGCUGUUCGGCGGCGGCGCUUCGGCAUCUCCCUUUGGUGGUGCCGCCUCAGGAGGAGGGCUGUUCGGCGGCGGCGCUUCGGCAUCUCCCUUUGGCGGU
Symbiodinium sp. CCMP2456 is the source of this 1670-nucleotide messenger RNA. Lineage: Eukaryota; Dinophyceae; Suessiales; Symbiodiniaceae. The record is from the annotation of a GenBank genome assembly.